This is a messenger RNA of Rhineura floridana, 4310 nucleotides long. RefSeq names its product TNF alpha induced protein 8 like 3 (gene TNFAIP8L3). Bases 192 to 806 code for a protein of 204 amino acids. The record is from RefSeq and is a predicted model, not a curated record. The transcript is spliced from 2 exons. Gene Ontology annotation, cellular component: cytoplasm. Gene Ontology annotation, biological process: regulation of apoptotic process. NCBI's taxonomy places the organism in Eukaryota, Metazoa, Chordata, Lepidosauria, Squamata, Rhineuridae.
GUGGAGCUGACCCGGCGCCGGGGUGGGAGGCGAAGGAGGCCGAGCCGAGGCGAGGCCAGCCCUUCUGCUUCGCUGUCUCGCUCUCCAAGUCACUCUGGCCCGGCGACUUCUGGCGCGCGGCGGAGGUGAGGCGGUUGCGCUCCCGCAGGCGCCGAAUCCGGGCAGGGGCCGCCGCUCCGCCGCUCUCCAGCAUGGAUUCGGAUUCCGGCGAGCUGAGCGAGGGGGAGCUCGUUUCUUCCGCAGGUUCUGAUAGUUUUAGUUCAAAGAGUCUUGCACUACAAGCCCAGAAAAAGAUAUUGAGCAAAAUGGCAACCAAGACGGUGGCAAAUAUGCUGAUUGAUGAUACCAGCAGCGAAAUCUUUGAUGAGCUAUACAAAGUAACCACAGAGCACAUGAAAAACAAGAAAGAAGCGCAUAAAAUCAUGAAGGACUUGAUCAAAGUGGCCAUCAAGAUUGGGAUCCUCUACCGAAACAAUCAGUUCAAUUCAGAAGAGCUGGAGAUUGUUGAAAAGUUCCGCAAGAAGCUGAACCAAGCAGCCAUGACGAUUGUCAGCUUUUAUGAGGUGGAAUACACAUUUGACAAAAACGUUCUCUCAGGACUCCUGAACGAGUGCAAAGACCUUGUGCACGAACUCGUAGAAAGGCAUCUGACAGCCAGGUCCCAUGCACGAAUCAAUCACGUCUUCAACCAUUUUGCAGACGUGGCAUUUCUCACUGCCCUCUAUAGCCCUGAUGGGGAAUGCCGACCACACCUCAAAAAGAUUUGUGAUGGAAUCAACAAACUGCUGGAUGAGAAAGUCCUUUGAAACUUUGCCCUUUUUAAAAAAACAGCAACAAAACAUUUAGUUAAGAAAUGAAAUUUAUGGAGUAGGACAGAAACAUGAGAGGGAGAUACCUAUAUAUAACCCAAAAGUUAAUGGCCUGGGUUGCACAUAUUGCUUAACUAUGGUUUAUUAAACCAUGGCUUAAGGUUAUGCGUGAACCCAGCCCAGCUGCUUUACUAUGGUUUAUUGACUAUGGUUAAAGAUCGCUCAUUAGCCCAGGUUUGUAGCUGGUUUAUAAACCUUAGUUAACAUAAACCAUAGUUUAGUAUUAAAUGCGAACCCAGAUCUCCUUAACUAUGGUUAAGUAGUUGUCACUGCCCAGAAAAUACAGAGCUGCGACUGAAGAACAGCUGUUCCUGGCUUUUGUCUCCUUUAAGGGGGGGAGAUGUAAUCAACCAGGGUUUAAGUGACCAUUUGCCAGAUGUUACAGUGUUAACAAUGGUUUAUUAACUAUGGUUAAUUUACCCAUGGCUUAAUGUUAUAUGUGAGCCAGGAUUUAAUCUUGAUUACAGAGCCCUUGCAUUCAGUUCAUAACACAAAGCAAAACAGAAACAAGUCACACGUGAGUCCUUAUACAGACCGAGAAUUUUAGGAUAUGUGGCCAUCUGUGAUUUUUUUUAAAAAUAUAUUGUGUGCCAUGAUAUCAUUAUUGCCAUGUUGCUAUUUGAUGUUCCAAAAACAAACCUGAAGAUCCAUGUCAGUGAGCCAAAAUGCCCACAUUUACAUUGUAAAAGAAAGGACCAUUAGAUGAAGAUGAAGAGCGGGCUCUGAAUAGAAAUAUAAUUGAAAUCCUCCCCCUUUUUACACAUGAUCCAAACUGAGAAGAAUUCCAUAGGCCAGGAAUGAGGGCAAAGCGCAACAAAAGCAGAAGACUGUGCUUCUUUUAAGGCAUUCCCUUUCCUACAAAAAGUAAGGAUGGAAAGGUUAUGCCAAUCCUGUUGCUGCAGAAUGGCUGAGACUCUUCAAGGGGGAGGAACAGAAAGAUUUGUGCAACUUCUUGUAUGUUCUACAUUGUCAAAGUUAUUAUCCACAGGGGUGUGCAUUGACUGUGUGGAUCCCGAAUAACAAGUGUAAUUUGGGGAGCUUUCCCUCCUCCUAAAUUGCAGUGUGAUGUCCAUGACCUCCCCACAGUUGAAUCAGGGCCCCCGCAAAGUCUUCUAUUACUCUGUUGUUUGUGUACUUUUCUAUGCUGUACACAGCGCCGUGUGUUUUGCAAGAAACAAAGCUGUUCCAAAUGUUGCCUGCAGAGCACUGAAGAGCUCAGGAUUGUUUCUUAUUAAAACACAGCCAUGGAGAAUUUUUUUGUUUUAAAAAAUAGUUAAAAGCUUCAUUUUAGUGUUUUUUUUUUUAAAUCCUACAUGGCUUUCGAUUAAACUGGAUGGCAACUGAUUACUAUGAAGGACUGUAUCCCUUCGGGAUGAGCGGAUCAGCCUAUUUCUGAUCCAUGUCAGUUUGCAUGCGUUGACUCAUCAGCCUGUUCCAUCCUGUUUCCAUAUAAAUCUGCAAAGAACAUAAAUGCCUUGCUGGUUCAGGCCAAAGGCUUAUCUGCUCCAGCAUCCUGUUCUCACAGUGGCCAGCCAGAUGCUUAUGGAAAGCCCAUUAACAGGACCCGAGUACAAUAGCAUUCGCCCCGCCGGCAAUUCCCAGCAGUCGCUAUUCUGAGGUAUAGCAAUUGAACAUGGCCAUCAUGACUAGUUGCCAGAUUUCUCCCUAAAUCUGUCCGGUCCUCUUUUAAAGCCAUCCAAGUUGGUGGCCAUCACUGCCUUAUGUGGGAGUGAAUGCCAUCGUUUUAAAUAUACACGAUGUAAAGGACUUUGUCUGUCUUCAAUCUUCCAACACUUAGCCUCACUGGCUGGCCCUGCGUUCUAGUAUCAUGAGAGAAGGAGGAAAACUUCUCUCUGUCCACUUUCUCCACACCAUGCAUAAUCUUACUCAUGUAAUUAAAAAGCUUCCAAAAUUGUACCCUUUCCUCACAGGGGAUUUGCCCAUUCCUCGGACCAUUUUGUUUGCCCUUUUCUAGCUCAAUAAUACUGUGUCCUUUUUGAGGUGCAGCAACCAAAACAGGGGGCAGCAUCCAAAGUGUCCACCCGUUUCCUAAUGAUCCCUAAUAUGGAAUUCACGGUUUUCAAAGCUGCCGCGCGCUGGGUCGACAUCUUCGUCGGGCCAUCCACGAGGCCCCCGCGGUCUGGUUCCAGGUCAGUUGGACAUCUGCCCAACAAUAUCUGGAGGGCACCGUAUUAGCUACCCUUGCUGCACUGAAACACCAAGAACACCAUGAGAUGGCUCCAGGGGCCCUUUCUGCUUGUCCCUCUCACCUUCUCCUUCUAGCCAUCUACGGCAGGUGAAAAAGAGAGUAGGUUAUGCCAGGUGUGCAGCCAGUGGCCCUUCGAAGGGGAUGUAAUCUCAGCAGCUGCUUACCAAAGCCAAUGAAACACUUUCAGGCCUUGACUUAAUCCUAUACAGCAACCUGCAAUUCAUUUGUAGCCUUAGUCCAGGGGUGGGGAACGACAGGCCCGUGAGCCAAAGACGGCCCUCCAGGAAUCUCCAUCUGGCCCUUGGGACUUUCCCCAGGCCACACCCCCUACCCUGCCACACGCUGUUUGCCCAGGCCAUACCUCUUGCUUCAUGUCAUUUGUUUUUGCGUAGCUGAAAUACGUCCUUGAACUCUUGCUUGCCUGGGUGCAGGAUAGAGAGGGGGUGUGUGUGUGUGUUUGUAGAAAAUUGGCCUGCUGUACAAAGGUGACACUUGUAUUCAUUGCUCUGCCCUUUUUUAUCUCUGGCCCCACCAGCCACUGCUAUGCGGCCCUCGGAAGGUUACCCAGAAGGGAAUCUGGCCCUUGGGUUGAAAAAGGUUGCCCACCCCUGCUAGCCCAAAAAUCUAGGGAAAAGGGCUGUAGCUCAAUGGUAGAGGAACUGCCUUACAUGCAGAAGGUCCCAGGUUCAAUCUCUGUCAUCUCCGGGUAGGGCUGGGACAGACCCCUGCCUGAAACCCUGGAGAGCUGCUGCCAGUCAGUGUAGACAGUACUGAGCUAGACAGACCAAUGAUCUGACUCGGUAUAAGGUAGCUUCCUGCAAGAGGUGACUGAAAGGGAGAGAUGAGGGAGCAACAAAAGGACGCCACAACACCAGGAUCUCACUUUGCUUGCUCCAGAAUUUCUUUGAAAGCAGGUGUGGGGGAUCUAUGGCUCUCCAGAUGUUGCUCUGAUAAAACUCCCAUCAGGCAUGGCCAAUGGCCAGGGAUGAUGGGAGUUGUAGUUCAGCAACAUCUGGGGGGCUAAAGGUUCCCCACGCCUGUUUUAAAGAAACAUUGCCUGAGCACCUCUCAUUUGUUAGAUCUUUCACCCGCUCUGCACCACUUAAAUCUUUAGCCUGAUACAACAUGGGCCUCAGCAGAGGCUGUCAUCCUCCUUUCAGGCAAUCAUUGUAGGGUAGGGUUGCCAAGUUCAGGGCCUGAUCCUGUAUCUUUCAGGAGAAGAGAAAGUCAGC